Penicillium expansum is the source of this 2847-nucleotide messenger RNA. Its product is annotated as geranylgeranyl transferase type-2 subunit beta. Gene Ontology annotation, biological process: protein geranylgeranylation. Bases 1 to 2847 code for a protein of 948 amino acids. Lineage: Eukaryota; Fungi; Ascomycota; Eurotiomycetes; Eurotiales; Aspergillaceae. Gene Ontology annotation, molecular function: Rab geranylgeranyltransferase activity. Gene Ontology annotation, cellular component: Rab-protein geranylgeranyltransferase complex. The transcript has 7 exons. The record is from RefSeq and is a predicted model, not a curated record.
AUGGCCCUAGUAUCGGGCCCUGGUAGAGCCGGGGGUAGCCCCGCAGACUCUGAACUACAUACCUCAAAGCAUGUGACUUACAUCAAGAAUCUGGACACUAGAAAAGAUGAGCUGGAAUAUUGGCUGACCGAGCACCUACGACUAAAUGGUGUUUACUGGGGUCUCACAGCCCUACAUAUUCUAGGUCAUCCGGAUACGUUACCUCGAGAUCAGACCAUCGAUUUCGUUCUCUCGUGCCAAAAUGACAAUGGGGGCUUCGGUGCUGCCCCAGGUCAUGAUGCCCACAUGCUGUACACCGUCUCUGCCGUUCAAAUCCUCAUAACCAUUGAUGCUGUCGAUGAACUCGAGAAGCGGGGCCGAGGCGGCAAGGAGAAAGUUGGAUCUUUUAUUGCAAACCUACAGAAUGCAGAUGGCUCCUUCAUGGGCGACCAAUGGGGCGAAACAGAUACCCGGUUCUUAUAUGGUGCCUUCAAUGCAUUGUCACUAUUGCGUCUGAUGGACCUGGUCGAUGUACCCAAAGCCGUUUCUCAUAUUCAAAGUUGUGAAAACUUGGAUGGAGCUUAUGGUAUUCGCCCCGGUGCCGAGUCCCAUGCUGGCCAAGUGUUCACUUGCAUUGGCGCGUUGGCCAUCGCUGGUCGCUUGGACUUGGUGAAUAAGGAUCGCCUCGGAGCUUGGCUCAGCGAGCGCCAGAUCGAAAGCGGCGGCUUCAAUGGUCGACCAGAAAAGCUUGCAGAUGCAUGCUACAGCUGGUGGGUUGGAUCAAGCCUUGCCAUGAUCGACCGUCUGCAUUGGAUCGAUGGUGAGAAGCUUGCCGCAUUUGUUCUACAAUGCCAGGACCCUGAUGCAGGUGGCUUUGCUGAUCGACCGGGAAAUAUGGUGGAUGUAUACCACACAAACUUCAGCCUUGCAGGGCUGAGCUUAUUGAAGUUCAAUGGUCUUGAAGAAAUAGAUGCUGUUUAUUGUAUGCCUAAGUCAAUCACUACCAAAUGCCUUGCGGGCGUUCUUCUCAAUGGGCUAUGGGAUACAAUGCGGGAGGAGAAUAUUGCCCACUUUGACUUAUUCCGCUUCAUACCCCUCUACAAUGGCCAAAGAGCUGUUAAGACAUCGUGGGCUUGCAUCAUGGAUGACACCAUCCUCGUGUGCAGUAUCUGCCCUGGUCAGCCCCGGUUCAGCGAUGUUUCUCACUUGUUGACCCAUGCUGCCUCUAAGGCUCAUCUAGCCAGCCACUUCAAGCUCAAGCUCCGCACUGACGAUCCCAACUCGAUCGAGCUUCUCAAGCAAUACGACGACUGGUUCGACGCCAAUGGCUUUGCGAAGCAGCUGGCUGCUCGCAUGGCCAGCAAGGAAAUUCGGAAGAAGAGAAAGUCGGACGAAGUAUCGGCUUCCCAGACCAUCAAACGUACAAGGAACCGAGCAUCCGAUGUCGAGCCCGAGGGCUCCAGCACUUGCAAAAUCACAACCACCCCAGUCUCUGAUUGCCUCGAUCCUCGCCUAGCCGAUUCCCACAAUGACAAACAGCACCAUGCAGAUACAACCCUCACACCAACUACACCAAAGCGGUUGCCAAACAGCAAUGCGGAAUCUCGAACGGGUCCAAUCCUCCGCUCGAUGCGAUCCUUGAAUGGCACGAAGUCAAGCGUGUUGCAUCCAGUGGAUGCUUCAGGGCCCAGCGAUGAAGCCCGAUCAUUGGCUUUGCCGGUGACACCGAUACAACGCCGGCAUAAACCGGACCCAUUGGAAAGAACCUGGGCUUCCGGCAGAGAUACCCCUGAUCCUUUCAUCGACUCUGGCAAUCAGACUCAGGCAUCGUCAGGUGACCCCGAGACUGACAAAACUCGGGCUGAAGAAAUUGCAAGACUCAAGGGAGUUCUGUGGCCAGGCAUGAAUAUUUUUGAUUCCGCCACGGUGCAGAUGCGUCGUCGGCGCAACCAGAAGAAGGAUGGUGCUGUGUUGAGGAUGAUGGAACUUACUUCUUCGCUCGUGGAACCAACCGAACAGGUCUUUUCCCCACACGGCACCCUGUUGAAGGAGCGCGUGAUCACGGGCAAUGUAGAGGAAUACAGCCCACUGAAAGGAGAGACUCCGAUUCCCAGGCGAGGCCUCACUCGUACUAGGACUGUUCGUUUGACCAAAGCAGACCCCAACGUGCCCCGCGCUUUGGACAGAAAGCGACAGAAAAUUGACAAAGACCGCAAAAACAUUGAAGAAGAAACAGCCAAAGAAGAGCAAAAAUCCCCCCGCCGCGCGCGCCGCGCGGCGGACCGCACUCACUCUUAUGUUGGCGACGAUGAAGAGUUUGGUUUUACUGUCAACACCUUUGGCAAACGGCCGAGGGGUGGCUUCGACGUUUUUGUUGAUGAGGAAAAGGAAGAAGAGGAGAGCAAGACAUCUUAUCAGGAACUAGGAUACAGAACGCAGUUUGACACAUUGACCCCCACUCGCCUUGUUUUGAACGGAAAGACGAGCACCGGUAUUCAUGCCUCGAGAAUUGGGCACACAUCCCUUGACAAGGAAAACAUCGAGCCUAUUCUGAACCCGCAAGGUCGAAUUGGCCCCCAUGGUUGGCACUCCCCAUUCGCUAAACGCACUGACCCCGAUGACUUUGGAUUCGGCCUUCCAUACCUUUCUGAUCUUGGUGAUCCAUACGACAGCUUUGACAAGGCUGGGUAUCGAUUCAACCCUCUACAAGCACCCUCAAAGCACCCUUUCUUUGACAGUCAGUACGAAGAGGAGCAAACUGCAGCCCAGAAUGGCUGGCUUUCAAUGAACCAGACAGUUCCAUCCGAAGAAACCAUACCGGAAGACGACCACUUUCCCACAUACUACUUGACUACCGAUGCGAACUAA